CCCUUCGCUCCUGCGCGUCCGCGGCUCUUCUGCUUCUGUUUUAGCUUCUUCUCGCAGCUUUUCCCUCUUUUUCCUCCACAAAGCCCCAAAAACCUCAGAAAUGGGCGACAGCGACGAUGAGCUGGACCGUAGACGUCGGGACAAAUUCCGGAGGGAGAGAAGCGACAUGGAGCGGUCCAGAGAGCGAGAGGAGAGGAGACGAGACGACUGGCCCGAGAGGGACUGGGAUCGUGGCCGUGAGCGGAGGAGAGAGUACGACAGAGGACGGAGAGAACGCUUCUCUCCACCCAGACACAUGAGCCCACAGCACAAACGCAUGAGGAGGGACUGGGAUGACCACCGGGGGGAGCCGUACAGAUAUGACAUGCCGUACGGUGGGCCUCCGUUUCCCGGAGGCCCUCACUGGCCCCCUGAGCUGCCCCACCUGCCCCCUCCGCACGGACACCCCCUGCAGGGACGGUUGGGUUUGAUGGAUCCAGACUUGCCUCCUCCAGGUCCCCCCACCAUGAGGAGCUUCAAGGACUUUCUACUGAACCUCGAGGACAACGUGGACGAGACGGAGGCGGUGAAGCGCUACAAUCAGUACAAACUGGACUUCAGGCGGCAGCAGCUCCAGGACUUUUUCCUCUCGCACAAACAGCACGAGUGGUUCAGGUCCAAAUACCACCCCGAUGACAUCACGGCCAGGAGGGCGGAGACUCAGGCCGCGCUCAAGACCCGACUGGACGUCUUCCUCUUCCUGCUCGACAACCACUGGCUGGACGACAUCAAGCUGGACAUGGACCACGCCUCCAAGAUCGUCAAACUUAUGGACGCAGCUGUGAUAAAGAUGGAGGGAGGCACAGACCUGGACCUGCAGGUUUUGGAAACUCCUGUUGCCGCCGGAGACGCUGAGGGCGGGGCCAGUGCGGCGACGGAGGGCCGGGCUACGGCAGAACCAGGAAGUGACAGCAAAGAUGCAGAUCAGGCAGGAACUUCGGACGAAAAACCAAAAGCAGCGGAGGCCAGCCCUGAGACCAAGGACCAAGAUAAAAAGGAGGAGAACGAAGAGACCAAACAAAACGGAGAGGAGGAAAAGAUGGAUGAAGAGACGAAAGAGGAGGAGGACAAGAAGAAACGGAGCAGGAAAAGAAAACGCAGCGUCUCGGCCGACUCGGGAGAAGGGAGCGCCUCUGAAUCAGACUCUGACCAAUCAGACAAGGAGCAGUCGGACAAGGACCAAUCAGAGCACGAGGAAGACGAGGAGGAGGAGCCUGACAGCGAGCGCCGAAAAGAGCGUAAAGAGAGAAGAAAGAAAGAGGAGGGGCCAGCGAAGCCACGCCCCCUUCACCUGACGACGUCACUGUUCAUCCGGACCAUCCCACCGGAGGUUUCCAAGGAGGAGCUCACCAGUCUGUGUCGUCGGUAUCCAGGAUUCCUGCGGGUGGCGCUGUCCGACCCUCAACCCGAGAGGAGAUUUUUCCGGCGUUGCUGGGUGACGUUCGAUCGCAGUGUGAACAUUAAAGAAACAUGCUGGAACCUGCAGAACAUUCGGCUGAAGGACGUGGAGCUGGCCCCGGUGGUGAACAGAGACCUGUGCAGACGAGUGCGCAGCGUGAACGGACUCACUCACCACAAACCCAUCAUCAGGAACGACAUCCGCCUCUCCGCCAAACUCAUACACGCCCUGGACCAGAAGGGGGCGCUCUGGAGCUCUGAGAUGGAGUCCAACCCAGUUUUGAAGAACAUCACAGACUACCUGAUCGAGGAGGUGAGCGCGGAGGAGGAGGAGCUAACGGGGGUCGCUGCUAACGAAACCAACGAGGCUAAAGACCCGUCAGAGGUCGCCCUGGAAACGGACGAGACGCUGCUACAGGUGUUGGACAGGUUGCUCUUGUACCUGCGUCUCGUUCACUCUGUCGAUUAUUAUAACUUCUGCGAGUACCCGGCGGAGGACGAGAUGCCGCACCGCUGUGGCCUGAUGCACGUGCGGGGCCCCCUGCCUGUGGGGAAGAUCACUGCAGCUGAAGUGUCGGAGCAUUUGAAGAUGUGUGACCAGCGCAUGGCUCCUCUUCUGUGUCUGUCUGAAACUGUGAGCGAAGAGGAGGCAGCCAGACUCGGGAAGAAGGACCCAGAACAGGAGGUGGAGAAGUUCCUGACGGCCAACACUCAGGAGCUCAGCAAAGACAAGUGGCUCUGUCCCCUCAGCGGAAAGAAGUUCAAGGCGCCAGAGUUUGUUCGUAAACACAUCCUCAACAAACACGGAGAAAAAGUCGCCACGGUCAGACAGGAAGUGCAGUUCUUCAACAACUUCCUGUUAGACCCCAAGAGACCCGCCCUCCCCGAGAACAAGCCCCUCCCCCCUCCAGCUCCUCCCACAGCGAUUCAGCCGUUUCCUGGCCAGUCCCCGCAGCAGCAAAGCAUUCUGGGAUACCCUCCUGGAGUGAGGCCGCCUAUGCCUGGUUUCCCUGGUGCUGGUCCUUAUCCAGCUCAGUUUGGAGCAGGAAGAGGAAACUACGACUCUUUUAGAGGAAACCCGAGUUUUCAGAAUAAACCCAGAGGCUCCAGGGGGAUGAGAGGAGACCCGCGCAGCAUCAUUGAAUACAGAGACUUGGACGCUCCAGACGACUUAGAUUUUUUUUAAGCCUGACAUUUUUAACCUCCUUUUUUAAAUUCUUUUUAUUGUAAUAUUCCCUCCAUUCGUUUUGUUUUUGAGUGAAUGAUAAAGUGAAAGAGCGGCACAUCUGUCUCAUAACAAUAAAAGUAACGUGGAGGACUCA
Periophthalmus magnuspinnatus is the source of this 2759-nucleotide messenger RNA. Its product is annotated as serrate RNA effector molecule homolog. Gene Ontology annotation, molecular function: nucleic acid binding. Gene Ontology annotation, cellular component: nuclear body. The record is from RefSeq and is a predicted model, not a curated record. The coding region runs from base 101 to 2623 and encodes 840 amino acids. The transcript is spliced from 21 exons. NCBI's taxonomy places the organism in Eukaryota, Metazoa, Chordata, Actinopteri, Gobiiformes, Gobiidae. Gene Ontology annotation, biological process: primary miRNA processing; mRNA processing.